Messenger RNA from Paralichthys olivaceus (Japanese flounder), 1860 nucleotides. It is a transcript of the gene shbg, whose product is annotated as sex hormone-binding globulin. The record is from RefSeq and is a predicted model, not a curated record. Lineage: Eukaryota; Metazoa; Chordata; Actinopteri; Pleuronectiformes; Paralichthyidae. Gene Ontology annotation, molecular function: steroid binding.
AUGGCCAUGCUUUGCAAAGCUGUGGCAGACGGACUGCUGCUCACUUUGAGCCUCGCUCUGCUGGGGUGGGGAGCCAAGGGGCAGGGGAGUGGACGUGGUAUGAGAGAAGUGUCGGGCAGGUCCACUGUCUACCUCAGCCAGGACAGGGACAUCUGGAGCCCACUGAUCCAUACAACAGUCAAUCUCAGUCAGGUCAACAGCGUCAAAUCAACCUUCCAGCUACGGACGUUUGACCCAGAAGGUGUCAUUUUCUACGGAGACACCAAAGACGGAGAGGACUGGUUUGUUCUGUCGCUGAAAGACGGCCUCCCUCUGAUGCAGAUGAGCAAAGAUGACAUGCUCGUCAGCGUGGCAGGAGGCCCCAAACUCAACGACGGGAAGUGGCACACGCUGGAGGUGAGCAACAAGGGGCAGUUUGUGAUCCUGGAGGUGGACAGCUCCAUUGGGCUGGUGGUGGGCAUGCAGUCCAAGAUGAUGCAGGAGGGCAUUUCAGGCAAACUCCGAAUGGCCCUCGGCGGGAUCCUGAUGGACAAGGACAAGAUGAUUGUGGAGUUCAAGCCGCACAUGGACGGCUGUUUGCGGGAAGGCAGCUGGCUAAACCUCAACGUCCCCUGGGAGACGGAGGCCGAUGAGCUCUGGCCCUGCCAUGAAAACAUCCAGCCUGGCAGCUACUUCCCCGGCUCUGGAGUCGCCAUCUUCGACACCUCAGUUUUCCCCUACGACGAAGAUGAUGGGGUCAUAAUUGAAUUGGCGGGUGAUUUCAGUCACAUGGAUGGGACCAUUUUCAGCAUCAAGGCUCCUGGGCGAGAGCUGACGGUCUCUUUAGUGGCCAAUAACAACACAGAGGAGGUCACGCUCAUUUUGGGCGAAAGGAAGAUCAGCAUGAGAAAAACCUUAAAGAGACUGAGGCUAACGUUUCAACCAGAGAUACUGCAAGUGUAUCAAGAGGAACCAAAGCUCAGUGAUUUAAGUGUCACUUCAUUGAAAAACCCUGCUGUUCUGAGCACAUGGAGAGAGGGACGUCUGGCUGUUGGAAGUCUCCUGGGCGACGGUGAAGACAACGUUGGCUCCCACUUCUUGACGGGCUGUCUGAAGAACAUCCAGGUCCAAGGGAAGGACCUGGAUCUGGAUUUAGCCAUCAAACUCAAGUCAGUGUCCUCUCACAGUUGCCCUGCGUAGAAAGUAUGCACGUGCAAUAUGUGGAACAGAUGUUUGUGCAAAAUGACAUUGACACUACUGCAUAUGUAAAGGGCAAAGUUGUAUACACACUGAAAUGCUGUUUGGGUGAAUAACAAUGACAUGAAGACCGCUAAACUUUCUAAUCAGGCAGCUUAUACUCAUUCUUUAGUGGAAUGUGUGAUUUGUAUGUUAUCACCUCCAGAGUGGUGAGAAUUUAUUCUGAAACAUAAAUAGAAGUAUCUUCCUCUAGUCCUAUUUUAACCAAAAAUUAGUUAUUCUCUGACCUUGCAACAGCGUGUUUCUGAAUAAAAUAUAAAUCGCUUUAACAGACAUGAAUAUUAAAUUUAUUUCUGCAAUUUAGGGAAAAUAAACGCUAAUGCUGCUUUUGAGGGGAUUCAGACACUGUGAAUAAAUAUUAAUAGGAAAUCAUGGCCAGGAUGGAAGAGAGGAGAUCAGAGACAUGGAUUUUGCCCCCUCUAGUGGACUUUUACAGGCAGUGUUAGAUUUACCCUCCAUUCUGCAUAUGAUACAAUCUGAUACAAAAAUUACCUGUUGGUUAAAUCAAAUCAAAAUCCUGCUCAAGAGAUAAGAAACCAGUUAUAGUUUCAUGGACAGUAUCCCCCCCCCCCAGCACUCUGAUUGUUAAAUGGCUGUGUUCAAUAAAAGCAUUCAAGAUUAAAA